AUGUUCCAAUAUCUACCAUCAUUUCUGAAGCUCGAUCUAAACACCACCCUUUUCAUGUUUCUUUCCUUCUUCAUCAGCAUACUGCUUGUCUUAAAGUUCACAAGAAUAAACAAAUUAAAUCUACCUCCAUCCCCACCUGGAUUGCCAAUAAUUGGUAACUACCUUCAACUAGGAACACUACCUCAUCGUUCUUUUCAUUCCCUAUCACAAACGUAUGGCCCUCUAAUGUUGAUGCAGCUUGGCCAGCUUCGUGUGCUGGUGGUUUCCUCAGUAGACAUGGCCAAAGAAGUCAUGCAUACACAUGAUAUGAUUUUUGCGAGCCGCCCGAACCUGACAUCAACAAAAGCCUUACUCUAUGGAUGCAAGGACAUUGCGUUUGCAACUUAUGGUGAUACAUGGAGACAGAAAAAGAAACUGUGUGUGAUUGAAUUGUUGAGUCAGAAAAGGGUGCAAUCAGUAGAGUUUAUUAGACAGGAGGAAGCGAUGGCGUUGGUUGAUAAGAUACGUAAAGCGUUGAGUUUGAGUGAAGGUUGUCUCACUGUGAACCUUAGUGAGAUGUUGAUAGCAACCGCAAACAACAUAAUCUGCAGGUGUAUGUUUGGAAAAAAAUAUGACGACGAUGGUUGCAGAUUUGGAGAGCUUGGCAGGCAGAUAAUGGUUCAAAUUUCAGAUUUUAGUAUGGGAGAUUUGUUUCCUUCGUUGGGUUGGGUGGAUGUUCUUACUGGCCAAAUUAAAAAAUUUAAGACUACUUUUGAAGAAAUGGACGAUUUCUUUGAUCAUAUAAUUGUAGAGCGUAGGAUGGCCAGGAAAGGCCCCAACAAGAAAGAUUUCCUCGACAUUCUACUUCAACUUCAGGCUGAUGGUCUUUCAGAGUUCGACCUCACAGAAAAUGACUUAAAAGCAAUCUUACUGGACAUGUUUUUAGGAGGAAGUGACACAACUUCAACAACAGUUGAAUGGGCUAUGGCAGAACUUGUAAAAAAUCCAGCCAUAAUGAAGAAAGCACAGGAGGAGGUAAGGAGAAUUGUAGGGAAUAAAUCAAAAAUAGAGUACAGUGAUGUCGAUCAAAUGGCCUACAUGAAAUGUGUAAUCAAAGAAACUUUGAGGCUGCACCCAGCUGCUCCUCUUUUGACUCCUAGAGAAACAACAUCUAGUGUUAAACUUGGAGGGUAUGAUAUUCCUGAUAAAACAUUGGUAUAUAUCAAUGCAUGGGCAAUCCAGAGGGACCCUGAAUUUUGGAAAAGGCCAGAAGAGUUUCUACCUGAGAGAUUUGAAAAUAACAAGGUUAAUUUCAAUGGUCAAGACUUCCAAUUUAUCCCGUUUGGUUCUGGGAGAAGAAAUUGCCCGGGUAUUGGGUUUGGGCUUGCUUCCACCGAGCAUAUGGUUGCUAAUCUUUUGUAUUGGUUUGACUGGAAGCUACCUACAAAUGAUGCAUCUCUUCAAGAAAUAGACAUGACUGAGAAAUUUGGGCUCACUGUCAACAUGAAAGUUCCUCUGCGCCUCCAACCAAUACCAAACAAUAAUUUCGUAGAAUAA
Vicia faba (fava bean) is the source of this 1536-nucleotide messenger RNA. The record is from the annotation of a GenBank genome assembly. NCBI's taxonomy places the organism in Eukaryota, Viridiplantae, Streptophyta, Magnoliopsida, Fabales, Fabaceae.